AGUGCCGAUUCCGACACUGUGAAGAGGCCCUUGGCAGUGACACUGUGUGCUCAUUAUGGAGAGAGGGAAAAUGUUUAGAUCUACUUUGCAGAUUUAGACACAUGGAAAUGCAGCAAAACUGCAGCAUUUCAUGCUUCUGGGAAACUCAACCUCUUGGUUGUGUAAAGAUCAGUUGUAUCUUUUAUCACAGCAAACCUCGAAAUAUCAAUGGAUUAUUUUUGCCACCAAGUAACAAUAUCACACUACAGAAAGAAACUCAGGAGGGUAUUCCACCUCUGACACAGAGUCAGGAACCCCUGAAAACUCAGGAGAAUAUAUCACGACCCAUUCAUCAUCCAUUAGUUUUAAAAACUAAUUUUGAGGAAGAAGAGGAAGGAGAGGAUGGACAAAAUGAUGCUUCUAGUUUAUGGACAAAGACUCCUGAAGAAAUUGAAGAAAAAAGAGCAAUAAAGGAAAUGUGUUAUAAAUCUGGUGAAUACUACAGAUUUCAUACUCCUUCAGAUGUUUCAUCAUCAAAAAGUACAACCUCUAUACCAGAAAAAGAAUCAGAAAAACCUCUGGAUAGUGGCAGUGAAUUGCAAGAAGGGGAUGGUCUUACCGUUCCAACAAAAUUUAGCCUAUUUGAAAGGCAAGGUGAGAUAAAAGCAUCACUGGAUAGGAAACCAAGGACUGACAUUGCUGCUUUUGAAAAUGGAGGAGGUGAUUGCUAUGUUCCACAGAGGAUCAUAUUUCUUGGAGUAGAUGAAAAUGAAGCUUUAACUGAAGAGAAAGAUAUUAUCAUAUCAAAAUGUACAGAUACUAAAGAUAACAAGGACAGUCCUCAUCCAAAGCGUUCCCUAACUACCCGACUAGUACCUACAACGCACGUAUUAAAUGCUACUGAGAAUAUCAGUAUGAAGUGCAGAGAGGACCCCUCUUCAAUGAAUGAUGUCCAGCCAGUGAGGAAGCCUCAUUUUAAAGGUGUGAAAAAGAGAAAAUGGAUUUAUGAUGAACCAAAGAACUUCUCUGGUCCAGGAAUGAGGAGAGCAGCACAGGCCCAAAAUACCAAAAAUAAAAUGAGCUAUCAUCGCAAUAAUAAAAACAGAAAUGCUGAGAAUGCAUCCUGUAUCCAUGUUCAGAGAGAUGCUGUUAGGACUGUCUCGCUGAAUGCCCCUCCCCGAAGCAGGCCCAUUAAUGCGUCCUACAACAAAGUGGAUGUGAACAAGGAACCCAAACUCAACCUCUGUCCAGACAAAUAUAUUUCAACAUCCUAUAAUGGUUCAGCCUGGCGAAAAAGAAUCCCUUUUUCAAAAACAUAUUCAAAAACAGAAAAGAUAUAUACAGAGCCAAGAAGAAAUGGAAGCAAGUAA
Molecule: messenger RNA, 1349 nt
Organism: Sorex araneus (European shrew)
Lineage: Eukaryota; Metazoa; Chordata; Mammalia; Eulipotyphla; Soricidae
Gene: ZC3H11D
Product: chromosome 10 C12orf50 homolog
Exons: 12
Coding region: 102-1349 (415 amino acids)
Source: RefSeq, a predicted model, not a curated record